Molecule: messenger RNA, 867 nt
Organism: Camellia sinensis
Lineage: Eukaryota; Viridiplantae; Streptophyta; Magnoliopsida; Ericales; Theaceae
Source: RefSeq, a predicted model, not a curated record
AUGGGGUCUUGCAUUAGCAAAUUCAAACCCAAGAGAGAGAACCAGCAAGUCUUUAACCAUGUCCAAGACAAGCUUGUAAUCUCACAACCUCCAAUCUCUUCUACUUCUCUUUCUUCAACUAAACAACCUCUCUCUCCGACUAAAUCUCCUGCAUCUACUUCUUCAGUUUCUUCGUUUUCAUGCACGAAUAGUAACACUAGCAGCUCAUUGUCACUGUCAUCUUCAAGUAUAUGCUCCAAGGAGAGAUCGUUCUCCAACGAGUUCUUGUGGUCUUGUGUUAAGAAAAACCCACAUAUAAUUCGCAUUGAUCAAAUCAAGGGAAGUCUCCAAAAGCCAGUUCCAACCAAGGCUCAAGUCCAAAAACCUAGUGUAGCACGGGUGAAACAGUCAAUAGAGUCAAUUCCGCCAAGGCGAGUCACUUCAACAACGCAGAAGAGAAGUUGCGCAAAUUCACCUACUCUUACGCGAAAGAAGAGCUUUAGGAGAGAGCCUGAGAGGCCUAAUUCAACAUAUUAUCUUCCAAGUAGAGCUUUGAGGUCUCCAUCUCCGAGUCGAAGAUCUAGUGGAGGCUUGACAAAUUCAGCUAAGGAAAGUUGUUGCAAAAGUCGGGCUGCAUCCAAGGCAAAUGCAAUGAAUUCAGGCUUGUCAUUGAUGAAAAAGGAAAAUGUUAGGCCAGCAAGUCCGAUCAACAAUUCAAGUAGGCAUCGCACGUGUUUGAUGGACAGAGAGAUGUGCACUUAUCGGAUUGGUUCAAGGAUUGAUGAAAUUGUGGUUGGAAAAGUACUUUCUAACCAAGAUAUCGAAGCUAUUCCCAUGGAAGAUAUUGAUAAUCCUCUCAUUGCCUUGGAUUGUUUCAUUUUUCUGUGA